AUGCCUAGUCUGGAAGAAAGACCGCCCUUCAAGGUGCUCGUCGUGGGCGGCUCGUAUGCCGGUCUUGCAGCGACCCUGAACCUGCUUGAUCUCUGCCACGGACGCAAGUGCCGGUUCAACCUGGACGAAGCCGAUAAUGGCCCAGGGAAGAAGGUGCCCGUUCACAUCACCAUUGUCGACGAGCGCGAUGGAUACUUCAAGGGAACUAACAAGCCAGUCCACCUGAUCGGGGUGCCUCUCGCCGUUGCCUCCCAGGAAUACGCCAGCUCCUUCUGGAAGAAAUACGAAGACAUUCCGGCUCUGCAGUCGCCGGAUGUCAACUGGAUGCAAGGCCGUGUCGAAUCCGUCGACUGCGAAACGAAGGUAGCUACGGUCCGCGGUACUGGCAGCCAGCAAGACAAGGUCUCGCAGGUGAAGUAUGACUACAUGGUUGCGGCGUCGGGGUUGAAGCGCGAAUGGCCCAGCGCGCCAAAGUCAGUCACCCGGGAGGAAUAUCUCGCAGAGACGCGGGAGUCUGUGACGGCCAUUGAGAACGCCACACAGGGGGUGGUUGUUAUCGGUGGAGGCGCCGUGGGAAUCGAAAUCGCCGCCGAGAUCAAAUUGCUCCGUCCACAGACCAAAGUCACCCUUGUGCACUCCCGCAACAAGCUGCUCUCUUCCGAGGCCCUCCCCGACGAAUUCAGCGCAAAGACACUCGAGCUGCUCCAGGAGUCGAAGAUCGAACUGGUCAUGGGCGCUCGCGUCCAGGAUACCAUCACAAGAAAGUCCGAGACUGUCACGACGUAUACCCUCAAACUAUCCGACGGCCGCGAACUCACAGCCGGUCAUGUCAUCAACGCCGUGUCGCGGUUCUCACCGACGUCGUCAUAUCUCCCUGCUGCGUCUGUCGAUGACGAGGGCUACAUCCGCAUCACGCCAACGGUCGAGUUUGCCGGCAACAUCCCAAACGCGCAGUACCACUAUGCGGCUGGAGAUCUGGCAAAAUGGACGGGCAUUAAGCGCGGCGGGGCCGCGAUGCACCAGGGCCACUAUGCAGCGGUCAACAUCCAUCAGAAGAUGAUGCAGGAGAUGUAUCAGACGGAACCGAAGUUUUUGUCCCUCAUGGAGGUGGCACCCAUGAUGGCGCUGGCGCUGGGUGCCACGGCUGUGGGAUACUUUCCUGCCACGGGGCUGUCGUCUGGGGACGAGGUCCGGAAUAUGUUCUUCAAUGAUGAUUUGGGGUAUAACAUUUGUUGGAAGUGGAUGCGGCUGGGAGAGCCCACUGCGUAG
Aspergillus terreus NIH2624 is the source of this 1269-nucleotide messenger RNA. RefSeq lists its product as uncharacterized. Gene Ontology annotation, molecular function: flavin adenine dinucleotide binding; electron-transferring-flavoprotein dehydrogenase activity. Gene Ontology annotation, cellular component: cytoplasm. The record is from RefSeq and is a predicted model, not a curated record. Lineage: Eukaryota; Fungi; Ascomycota; Eurotiomycetes; Eurotiales; Aspergillaceae. Bases 1 to 1269 code for a protein of 422 amino acids. The transcript is spliced from 4 exons.